Messenger RNA from Botrytis cinerea B05.10, 1292 nucleotides. RefSeq lists its product as hypothetical. Bases 275 to 1207 code for a protein of 310 amino acids. The record is from RefSeq and is a predicted model, not a curated record. Lineage: Eukaryota; Fungi; Ascomycota; Leotiomycetes; Helotiales; Sclerotiniaceae. The transcript has a single exon.
GAAAUGUGGGUUACCGGCGCUGGUCACAACUUUUUCAGCCGCGUAAUGGAUGAUGUACAAUAAGGCUGUGACUCUGACGACACCGUUCUCCUCGUCUGCAACUUCUAUGUGCAGAGCAGGAUUCUCUUUUCCUUUGAAUGUGCAGAUUCCACUAUAUGUGACGUUAUACCACCGCUUUGAUCUAGACUUUUAAGCUCAUAGCUCCUUAGCCUUGAUUUUCAACCCCCCGCAAUCCCCAGUUUCCAUUUUCCAAUUUCCAAGUUCUAGAUUCAAAAUGCGGAUCAAAACACAUCUCAAUAUCUUAAUUGAUAUCCCACGAGAGAUUCGAGACGAAAUAUACGAAUAUGCCUUUCAAACUCCAUUCAAUUGUGUCACUUACCGUUGCACUUUAAACAAUACCUAUAAAAUACUCCCUUAUGAUCCUCAAAACGACGUUUGUCUAUCCAGCUCUUCACUUCCCGCUCUCGGUCUGUUAAGUACUUGCUCUCAAUUAUACAAUGAAGCUAUCGUCUCCCUCUGGAAGGUCAAUAGCCUAGGACUCUGGCCCGCGGAUUUACUUUUUCGGAUGGGGGAUUUGGGUGACGAUGCUUUUAUACAUAUUCAGUCAUUACAGGUGAAUCUCGAUUUGAAUGAUUCCGACGAUUUGAAAUGGGCUGAAAUGUUAUUUUUGAGGAUUGGAGGGAACUCUGGUAUCCGUGAAGACAAAGUCAUGGGGGAAAAUUGGGGUGGUUUGAAAAGCGUUCAAAUCAAUCCCAUGAGAACCGAGGAAAUUAAAAUGGAUGUCAAAUGGAUGCAGAGGGUUUCAGAAGCUAUGGAUUUGCGGUGGAAAAGCGAGGAAUUUCUCACUGGUAUGAACCGAGAUGCGGAUAAACGAUGGAGCUUAUAUUCUCGAUGGAUGAAGCUUCUUCGUAGUGCGGGGACACCGGGCAAUGAUAUGUACUUGGGAGACGGCGUAAAGAGGAAUGUGAGUGUAAACACGGCUUGGGAUGACUGGAUUUAUUGGGACCAGAACGAGUGGCUAAAGAAAUCGCCUCAUGGGGCUGGUCUGGAGGGAAUGGAAGAAGUGAUGAAGGAUUUUAGUGAGACUUUUGGAGGGGAAUUAUGGGCAAAUGGAAAGUUGUGUUAUAAGGAUAAAGUGAGACUCAAGAGGGUUUUUGAAGUAAAACCGGUCGACCUUCUUGGAGUCUAUCCUGCGGCCAGCGAGUGAUGAAUAUUCUAAGGAAUGGAGGGACGAACAACCGUGAGAUUUGAUCUUAGAAAGCCCGCGACUCCGCUCAAUUGUGAUAUAGACA